AUGGCAGCAAUGGUUAUGCGAGUAUUCACGGCGUUCGGCCCUCCGAAAGUCGAAAAGAAGAACGACGCUAUCCGUUUUGGCGUCCUGGGGGCGGCCCAGAUUGCACCUCUCGCCUUGAUUACACCCGCCCUCUCACAUCCCGAGGUUAUUGUGCAAGCGAUCGCCGCUAGGGACCAUGCUCGUGCCUCAGAAUUCGCCAAAAAGCACAACAUCCCCGAUGUUCGCACAUCCUAUGACGAAAUCCUCGAAGACCCCAAGAUCGAUGCAGUCUUGAUCCCUUUGCCCAACAGUUUGCAUUUCGAGUGGGCAGUGCGCGCCAUUCGCGCCGGCAAGCAUGUCCUUCUAGAGAAGCCUUCGACCUCCAACGCCACCGAGGCCGAGAUUCUCUUCAACCUACCUGAACUGUCACUGCCAAAUGCCCCCGUACUGCUCGAGGCCUUCCACAACCGGUUCCAUCCUGCAGUGCACAAGUUCCGCUCCUUCAUCACCCCGGCUGAUGUCGUCCACGUCCACACAGAUUCCAUGAUCCCAUGGAUGUUGCUCGACAAGGACAACAUUGGGUUCAACUACAAACUCGCCGGCGGCAGCAUGAUGAUGCUGGGCACAUACAACUUCGGCGUCAUCCGCAUGGUCUUCGACGACGACCCUGUAGAGUGUCUAACCUGCGAACCUGGCAUCUUCGGCGACGGCAUCCACGACCAGUGCGACACCGACUUUAAAGCCAAAUUCCGGUUCCCGAACGGCGGUAUUGCCGAAGCUUCCACCACCAUGCGCGGGCCUAUCUGGUGGAAACCGUCCGAGGCCCGCGUCACGCACAAGGAAGUCGUCGUCGAUGAUAAGUCCCUCCCAGCAACACAGGAGAAGCUGCGCACCCGGGUAGUGACGCUGCACGGUUUUAUCCACGCUUUUAUCUGGCACCGUAUCGAUGUCAAGGAUACUUUCAUUAUCCGUAACAAAGGUGAUCGCACACCGCUCAAGACUUGGACCGAGUCCAAAUCGCACAAGGCUUACAGUUACAAGGAGGCCGGGGGUGAGUUUGCGAACCUCCCCGGUGAGGACUGGUGGAUGUCAUAUCGGUACCAGCUUGAAGAGUUUGUCAAUUGUGUUAAGGGGCGUCCCACGCACUAUUGGGUUGAGGGUCAGGAUUCAUGGGAUCAGAUGAAAAUGAUUGACAUGGCGUAUGAGAAGAGCGGGCUGGGAUUGCGGCCAACAAGUGAGUUCCGGUGA
Molecule: messenger RNA, 1227 nt
Organism: Penicillium canescens
Lineage: Eukaryota; Fungi; Ascomycota; Eurotiomycetes; Eurotiales; Aspergillaceae
Product: Gfo/Idh/MocA family protein
Exons: 3
Coding region: 1-1227 (408 amino acids)
Molecular function (GO): nucleotide binding
Source: RefSeq, a predicted model, not a curated record